AUGAAUAAGGCAGACAGAUGCCCAGAGUUCUGCAUCUGUGACAACAUCCAGCUCACAGUUGCUUGUGUCAACAAGAAUCUCACCGAGGUGCCACCUACCAUUGAUGAGGCUGAGAACCACCACUCAUCUUGUGAGAACAAAGGCCUCACCAAGAUCCCUCGUGGAUUUUCACCAGACACGCGCAUGUUGGACUUGCAGGGCAAUCAUUUCCACUACAUCCCUGCAAACAGUUUCCCAGACACUGCGGAAGUGGUUUCCCUUCACUUGCAGCGCUGCAAGAUCCAAGAGGUCGAAGAUGGUGCUUUCAUUGGUAUGAAGAGUCUGGUUUACCUCUACCUCUCAGAAAAUGACCUCGCUUCAUUGAGUCCUGAGGCAUUCAAGGGGUUGCCCCAUCUCACUUACCUCCAUCUGGAGAAGAAUCGUUUCACCCAGUUCCCCAAAGGAGCAUUCAAGCUCUUGCCUGGUCUGCUGGCUCUGCACAUGGAGAAUAAUGCUAUCACUAAACUGGAAGCAGGGCUCCUGUCAGGGGCUGAGAAACUGAGAGGCCUCUAUCUCACUUCCAACGCCAUCACAGCAGUUGCUCCCAGGGCCUUUGAUCCUGCACCUGAUUUGGAUACUCUUCAUCUAGGCAGCAACAAACUGAAGGAGGUUCCAAGUGAAGCCCUUUCUAAAGCCAGCAGCCUAGCAGAGCUUAAUCUCUCCCAUAACCCUAUUCGCUGGAUUGGAGCAGGGGUUUUUCAGCCAGUUGCUGCCACACUUAAACAUCUUUACCUUAAUCAUAUGGGUUUAGAAAAGGUCUCUAAAGAUUCUCUAGCAAGAUUGGGGUCUGGUCUGAGAAGUCUGUUUCUUGAAGGAAACCAGCUUGAGGAGCUGCCGGACUUGAGGCCACUCACAGGACUCGAGGUCAUAAACUUGGCAGAGAAUCCACUGAUCUGCUAUUGUCCACUGUUGCCUCUUCGCAAGUGGAUUGAGCAGGUGAAUCUGAAGGUCAGAGCCACCUGUGGCCACCCACCAGAACUCAGAGGUCAAAGGGUCAAAGACGUCCAUGUUUUUAAAAGCUGCCCAGGGGAAAAACCAACCAAGCCAGCAAAGACUGAAUCUGCUCUAAUCAGCCCUCCAAAAGUCAUCAAGAUAUUUAAAGCUAAAGGCAAACCACGCAAAAGUGCAAGACCUAAUACAGUGCAGAAACGUACCACAAAGAAAAGGAAGUCAGAGUGAUUCUUCUGUAUUUACAUCACUGUAACUGAUGCUAGUUUUAUAUAUAUGACUGUUUAGAGUGUACAAUUAACCUGCUUGAUUUUCAAAAGAUAUACUAUGCUACUUCGCUGGUCGUUAAAAAAAUUACAAACUUUGAGUAAUAUACCUUGUAAUCACAGAAAAUUUGAAGAUUUUUCUUUUAAUUCUGUUGUGAAAAAUGAAU
This is a messenger RNA of Cyprinus carpio (common carp), 1420 nucleotides long. Its product is annotated as chondroadherin-like protein. Gene Ontology annotation, molecular function: protein binding. Lineage: Eukaryota; Metazoa; Chordata; Actinopteri; Cypriniformes; Cyprinidae. The record is from RefSeq and is a predicted model, not a curated record. The coding region runs from base 1 to 1218 and encodes 405 amino acids. The transcript is spliced from 5 exons. Gene Ontology annotation, cellular component: extracellular matrix.